CGCAGUGUGUGCUAGAACGUUACAGUGUCCACUACUCUCGUGCAAGGACUUAUUGUUUAACCAUGAAUUCACGGUGUUUAUUAGUGCUAGCAGCCGCCCUCGGCGUGGCGCUCGCCGAAGAAAACUUCAAAUGCCCAGACGACUACGGCUUCUACCCACACCACAUUUCUUGCGACAAAUACUGGAAAUGUGACAACGGAGUCGCCGAACUGAAGACCUGCGGCAAUGGACUCGCCUUCGACGCCUCUGACUCAAAAUACUUGACUGAGAACUGCGACUACCUCCACAAUGUUGAGUGCGGUGAAAGAACACAACUUGAGCCCCCAAUCGGAACUCCCCACUGCGCGAGAUUGUACGGUAUCUUCGCUGAUGAUACCAAGUGCGAUGUCUUCUGGAACUGCUGGAACGGAGAAGCUUCCCGCUACCAGUGCAGCCCUGGUCUUGCCUACGACAGAGAAGCUCGCGUGUGCAUGUGGGCUGACCAGGUCCCUGAGUGCAGAACCGAGGAAGUAGCCAAUGGUUUCUCUUGUGCGAACCCCGGAGAGAUCGCCAACGCUGGAUCCUUCAGCCGUCACGCCCACCCCGAAGACUGCCGCAAAUACUAUAUCUGCUUAGAAGGAGUAGCUCGUGAAUACGGUUGCCCCAUCGGAACCGUCUUCAAGAUCGGAGACGCUGACGGCACUGGCAACUGCGAGGAACCCGAAGAUGUUCCCGGAUGCGAGGACUACUACGGUGACGUGGACCUAAAGGCACUCAAAAAGUUGGGAUUCUGAAUGUCAAGGAGCAACUCGAAGGACAGACUGAAGCUUAACCCUUUCGACUUGCUGAAAUAGUGAAGGCCUCUUCUUAAAAAACCGGUUAAUUUAAUAAUAUUUAUUGCGCUAUACAAAAUAUGUUCAAAUGUUAUUUUAAAAGUCUUUUACUCGUCAUUCUUUUUGUUUUGAAAUGUAGUGUUGUGAUUCAAGAAUAUUCCAUGAUGUCUCACGUGAGCGAUUUGCAGUGAAGCGUAUAGGAUAUGAUAAAUAAUGAAUACUCAAUGGGUAUCGCAUCGUCGAUAUGUACAAAAAAUAUAAACCGUUACUCAGUCAAAGUCAACCCAAGAUGAGAUAUUGUAAACAACUUGGUUGAAUAUGAGGAAAAGUGUAGGUUGAUAAAAUUAUUGAUAGCCAUAAUUAUACUUAUCCAAAAAUAGAUUUGUCUACCAUUAGGGUUUAUCAAUGAUUCUAAGUGUUUAUUUUGAAGUCUGACUUUAAAAUAAAUGGCAUUUACUUCUGUAUAUUUUAUGGUUUUACUAGAUAGUGUACAUAGGAGAAAUAUAUGUAGUUUUUAAAGGCCUUAUGAUUUUGUUUCGGUACCUACAUGUAACUUUGUGCUGUUUUAUUAUGCCAUGUCAUGCAAAUCGCUCACUAAGUCCAAGUUAUAGAUUUCAUGGUCUGUCUGAAGAGGCGCUCGAGUAGGUUUGUUUUAAAGUUAAAAGACUUUUAUUUUCAAAGUCUUUAACGUUUUGUACUCUCUAAAAACUGUAGUCUGUUUUUGACAAAAAAUUAAAUUUCAUUUAAUUGCUGCCAAAAAAUAAAUGAACUAUCACUUUAAUUACUUUGACAUAGUACCACUACACCAGUAGGUGCUGUGUCGAAAUGAAAUAAUUUAGUCAUUUAACUUUAGUUUUAAGAUAGAGUUAAGUUAAUUUUCAUGGAUUAGUGUAAAUAAAGUUUUUAAUAAUAA
Molecule: messenger RNA, 1725 nt
Organism: Maniola jurtina (meadow brown)
Lineage: Eukaryota; Metazoa; Arthropoda; Insecta; Lepidoptera; Nymphalidae
Gene: Gasp
Product: protein obstructor-E
Exons: 5
Coding region: 63-773 (236 amino acids)
Cellular component (GO): extracellular region
Molecular function (GO): chitin binding
Source: RefSeq, a predicted model, not a curated record